GGAAGGAGAAGCGGUAGUGACGGACGGGGAGCUGGUCUCUCUAUUCUCCCACUUCAGGCGUGAUAUUGGUGGGACUAGAACAUGGUGGCCAAUGCGACGGUUAUCUCCUUCAGCUUGUGCGCCUUUCCAUGGCUUCCUCCCAAACCCAAAACGCCGGCCCAAACCCAAAACCACAUUUCUAAAAUUUCAUUUCUCAGGACCCUCAGCUCCUCAGGCUUUGUUAAACCUUGCAAAUACGGCAGCAUUAUUUCUUCCUCUGGGUUUCAGAGAAGGGAUCUCCUCCAAAUUUGUCAGGUUUCCCUGAAGCCUCAGAAUUCCGUGGAAGAGGAGAAGGUUUCUGGGAAUGGAGGUGGUGGCAAGGGUGGAAGGGACUGGGUAACUUCCAUUCUUCUCUUCGGCUUGUGGGCUGCACUAAUAUACUAUGCUCUCUAUCUCGCUCCCGACCAGACCCCGUUUAGGGACAAGUAUUUUUUGCAGAAGCUUCUGAAUUUGAAGGGAGAUGAUGGCUUCAGGAUGAAUGAAGUUCUUGUAUCUUUAUGGUACCUCUUGGGCUUGUGGCCAUUGGUGUACAGCAUGCUAUUGCUUCCAACUGGUAGAAGCUCAAAAAGCAAUGUACCUCUGUUGCCAUUCCUCAUACUUUCAGUCAUAGGUGGUGCAUAUGCCCUUUUUCCCUAUUUUGUUCUUUGGAAACCACCGCCACCUCCCAUUGAAGAAACAGAGCUUAGAAAGUGGCCUCUAAAUUUUCUAGAAUCAAAGUUCACUGCCGGGAUAACCGUUGCUGCAGGACUAGCAUUAUUCUUCUAUGCCGGUUUAGCCAAUGGGGAUGUCUGGAAGGAAUUUUUCCAGUACUUCAGAGAAAGCAAAUUUAUCCAUGUCUCCUGCAUUGAUUUUGUCCUGUUCUCUUCAUUUGCUCCCUUUUGGGUUUUCAACGACAUGGCUGCUCGGAAAUGGGAUCACAAAGGAUAUUGGCUUGUUCCCUUAUCACUGGUGCCAUUCAUGGGACCUGCUUUGUAUCUUGUUCUGCGUCCUUCACUAUCUGCGAUGCCUCUUUCACAGAGCCCAACGGCAUCCAAGCAGAAAUAAUACAUUGAUUCUCUCGUCCAAAUUGGUUUUCAUAUGUUCUGUAAGAGAAGGAAACAAACCAUUGUUUUCUCAAAGGAUGAAUUCGUAGCAAUGAAUUUUUUAGCCAGGAAGCUUUUGUCCCUUGCUGCCAAGCAGAUCUGCUUGCACAAGAACAGGUCAUUUUUGUCCAGAGAAAGAAGAAAAGAAAAGAAAAUUUGUGAUAGUUUGAAGACUUUUUUUUGAAUAGUAUGUAGUGGGCCUAUGGUAAAAUCAAGUGUUUAGUGUUGAAUACUAAAUAGUAGUCUAUGAACUAAUUUUGAUUUGAACUUUAACAGCUCAGUGAAUUUAAAUAGUAGAUUAUUUAAUUAUUUAA
Molecule: messenger RNA, 1435 nt
Organism: Malania oleifera
Lineage: Eukaryota; Viridiplantae; Streptophyta; Magnoliopsida; Santalales; Ximeniaceae
Exons: 6
Coding region: 82-1083 (333 amino acids)
Source: RefSeq, a predicted model, not a curated record